Molecule: messenger RNA, 3094 nt
Organism: Dicentrarchus labrax (European seabass)
Lineage: Eukaryota; Metazoa; Chordata; Actinopteri; Moronidae
Gene: abcg5
Product: ATP-binding cassette, sub-family G (WHITE), member 5
Exons: 14
Coding region: 186-2171 (661 amino acids)
Biological process (GO): cholesterol homeostasis
Cellular component (GO): plasma membrane
Molecular function (GO): ATP hydrolysis activity; ATP binding; ABC-type transporter activity
Source: RefSeq, a predicted model, not a curated record
UUUAUGGUUCCUGAGAGACACCACUGCUCUCGCACUGCUGCUCCAUACAGGGAAUGGGUGCAGAGAAAUAAAGUCUGGGCCUGUAGGACGACUCCACUUCAGAGCUUCACCUGCCGUAUAUGAGUCGUGUGGAUAUGAACAAAUUGAUCUGAGAAGAACUUCGGAGUAGCAGACUGGCCAGAGACAUGAACAAAUGUUAUUCAAUGCAAGCGGAGGAGCCAGAGAACGGGACCAAAGUUAAAGAGUCCUUCAAUUUUUUGUCAGAGCUGAACAGGGAAAACAAGAGGGAUGUGUGGAGGGACGGUGGAGAGGAGCGAUCAGAGCCCUACUGCUGUCUCAGUGUCAGCAAGAUCUCCUACACAGUCAGUGAGCGUGUGGGUCCGUGGUGGGACGUACCAUCCUACAGGAAGCGAUGGACACGUCAAAUCCUCAAUGAUGUCUCUUUCCACGUAGACAGUGGGCAGAUCAUGGGCAUACUGGGAAAUUCAGGCUCGGGGAAGACCACAUUAUUGGACGCCAUCUCAGGGAGGAUUGGAAACUGUGGUACGCUGUUGGGUGAGAUCUUCAUUAACGGCAGGAAAAUGAAGAGAGAAGAGUAUCAGGACUGCUUCUCUUAUGUGCUGCAGAGUGAUAACUUGUUGAGCUAUUUGACAGUGGAGGAAACUCUGACCUACACAGCACAGCUGGCCCUGCGGAAACACUCGGCUGAAGCUAUCAAGAAGAAGGUGUCGGCGGUGAUGGCUGAGUUGAGUUUGACUCAUGUGGCCCACAGUGUUAUUGGAGGUCGUGUUUUCCCAGGGAUCUCUGGGGGAGAGAGGAGGAGGGUUUCCAUCGCCAGCCAGCUACUUCAGGACCCACGAGUAAUCCUAUUGGACGAGCCAACCACUGGCCUGGACAGCAUGACCGCCAAUCAGAUAGUGGUGCUGCUGGCAGAGCUGGCCAGGAGGAACCGUAUCGUCAUAGUAACCAUCCACCAACCGCGCUCCGAGCUCUUCAGGGUGUUCAGCAGAAUAGCUAUAAUGAGUCGUGGAGAGCUGGUGUUCUGUGGGCAGCCAGAAGAGAUGGUGGACUUCUUCAGCCAAUGUGGCUACGAGUGUCCAGAGUACUGCAACCCCUUUGACAUAUAUGUUGACUUCACCUCAGUGGACACACGCAGCAGUGAGAGGGAGGCAGCCACCUUCAAUCGCAUGCAUGAGAUCACUUCAUCCUAUCAGAGGUCUGCCAUCUACCAGAACAUGCUGGGAAAAAUGGAGCAGAGCCUUCAGUGGGCAGACAAGCCAGCCAUCCCCUUUAAGAGCAAAGAGUCACCCAACGGCGCAGCCAAACUUGAGGUUCUCCUCAGGCGGACGGCAAGAAACUUGUCCAGAGACAGGAUGGGUGUCCUGAUGCGUCUGUCCCAGAACCUGAUCUACGGUCUCUUUGUGGCUUUCUUUGUGAUGCGUUUAGACAACGACGUCAGCAAGGGUGCCGUGCAGGACCGCAUUGGCAUCAUCUAUCAGAGCAUUGGUGCUUCACCCUACACUGGCAUGCUGAAUGCUGUAGCUCUCUUCCCAGCGUUGCGAGCCAUAGGAGAUCAGGAGAGUCAGGAUGGUCUGUACAGUAAAUGGCAAAUGUUCUUGGCCUACAUAUUCCACACCCUGCCCUUCAGCAUCCUCAGUGUUUUCAUCUUCACCUCGUUCCUUUACUGGACAGUGGGGAUGAACCCUGACAGUUUGCGCUUCCUGUGUUUCACUGCAGUAGUGCUGGUGCCACAUAUUAUAGGUGAGUUGCUGACUGUGGUGCUAUUAGGAGUAGUCCAAGACCCUAAUAUGGUCAACACUGGAGUGGCUUUGCUCAAUAUUGCAGGGAUCCUUGUGGGAUCCGGUUUCCUAAGAAGCACCCAGCAGAUGCCAGAGGUCUUCAAGUGGCUCAGCUACCUAACCUUCCAGAAGUACAGCUGUGAGCUGCUCAUAGUCACAGAGUUCCAAGGACUCAACUUCACAUGCAAUGUUUCUAAACCUUUGCCGGGAGCCUGUCUAGUCACUCAAGGCAACCAGAUCAUUGAUGAGGGCUAUCCUGGCGCUCUGUCCCGAUACACACUAGACUUUGUUCUCCUCUACUCCUUCCUCCCUGCCCUCCUGCUGUUGGGCAUGAUCAGCUUCAAGAUCAGAGAUAAGCUUGUACGUCACUAAAACCAGAGACAUACAUUAGUGGGCGAAUCUUCUGUUUAAACAGUGAGCUAUACUGAGUUUGGUUCUGAAAUCUAAAACACAGAGGGUGAUUUUAUUCAGAAAGGAUGAGUUAUAUUAAAGUACUGUGGAGAGCUCAAGGGAUAGUACUUACCUUAAAGUAUUAUAUAGUUCAGAGCAAUGAUGCAAGUACAAACAGCUUCUGUUAGACAUUUUCCCAAUGCAGGGUGCAAGGUGUACAGCACAGCAGGUUUAAUCUGUGUUGACUGGGAUUGGACAUUAAACCAGUAAAAAUAAUAAAAGGCAUCAAAAAAACCAACCUGCUACUUUAACACUGAUUAGGCUCAAACAUCGACUGAGACAAAUCGUGCAGAUUCAACUAAAAACGUCCUGUAUAGUUUAAAUAGCUUUCUGACUGUGGAAGAUAUUUGCACUGAUGCCAAUUUUUUUUUUUUAUAAAAGUAAAAACAAAGUGGUGACAUGGAAUUAAACCUAUGAAUCUUGUUUGCGAUCAUAUUGUGAAGUUUGAUUGAAAACUGAAUAAUGGACUGCCAUAUAUCAUCGGGUACGAGAAGCAAAAACACGUCCUCAGUGCUAAUAUGCCAUCUAUGUAUUGCAUGUAUUACUUUUUUGUUUAAGUAUUGUGAUUGUAAUGUGUUGACGCCUAGAGUGAUAAAAUAAUUUGUUUAUUUUUGUUAGAACAAACUUUAUUACAUACAAAUAGAUAGAGAAGAAUAUCUAAUUAUACAAAUUGUAUGAAUUACCAAGUAGUAAAAAAAAUGACAUAAAAGGAAAUAAAUAAAGCAAAAUGUUUGUCUGUAUUUACAUAACUAUGUGCUGUAUGUGUGUGUGAAUCAGAACUUUAAACAUAAGAAGGCCAGAAGACUGAAACAUCAACAUCUGAAUAAAAGAGAAAUGCAUAUAGA